Messenger RNA from Dunckerocampus dactyliophorus (ringed pipefish), 1660 nucleotides. RefSeq names its product MCL1 apoptosis regulator, BCL2 family member b (gene mcl1b). Gene Ontology annotation, biological process: positive regulation of apoptotic process; intrinsic apoptotic signaling pathway in response to DNA damage; mitochondrial fusion. The transcript has 3 exons. Gene Ontology annotation, cellular component: mitochondrial outer membrane. The coding region runs from base 120 to 962 and encodes 280 amino acids. NCBI's taxonomy places the organism in Eukaryota, Metazoa, Chordata, Actinopteri, Syngnathiformes, Syngnathidae. The record is from RefSeq and is a predicted model, not a curated record. Gene Ontology annotation, molecular function: channel activity; protein homodimerization activity; protein heterodimerization activity.
UUCCUGUUGCCCAGUCGAGUGUCAUGGCGGAAGAGUGAUUGUAGCGAAGGUCAAGUAAGACGAGCUUUUUUGUGUGACUUUUUUGACGUGAACGCAGUAUAGAGGAAUCGACUUUCAAGAUGAACAUGAUGCAGACGACCAGGCGAGCCGCGCGGAACGUCACUACGGGAUUUAUUGGCACCUGCAUGUUCCCUCAAAAUGGAGUCGUGGAGGGCUCCGUGCUCUAUGGCUCUGGAGCGUCGUCAUCGCCGCAGCUCAAUGCAGCCGCGGCCUUAGACACUCACAUCGGCAACAUAGACCCUGGCGGCGCCGCCAAGCAUCGAACCAGCGCCCUGGAAGUGAGCUCCAUGGGCGGAUUCGCCGCCAAGAACCACCGCGGCGACAGCGACGACAUCGACGACGGCUCUUUGCCAUGCACGCCCGAGCUGCAGAGCCACGACGACGUCCUGGACUCGGACACAAGGAGACUCAUUAGCCGCUUCCUCAGUGACUUUACCGGCCUAACGACGAGUUCCUGGACUCAAAGUAAAGCACAGUCUACCAUGAAAAGGGUCGUGAGCAACGUGUUGGACAAGCACAGAUAUAAAUACAAUGGUAUCAUCAACACACUUUCUCUGGACAACCAUGGGGACGACAUGGACUUUGUCAGUGCAGUGGCCAAAAGCCUUUUCUCAGAUGGGACCACCAACUGGGGCCGCAUCGCCAGCCUUGUGGCCUUUGGGGCGGCAGUUUCUCAGUACCUGAAGGACAAGAACAGGGAACACUGUGUGGAGCUGGUGGCCCAGGAGAUCUCCUCGUACCUUCUGGUGCACCAGCAAAACUGGCUCGUGAAAAACAACUCUUGGGAUGGCUUUGUUGAGUUCUUUCAGGAAGCUGAUCCAGAGGCCACAAUGAGGAACACGCUCAUGGCCUUUGCAGGGUUUGCCAGCAUUGGGGCGACACUAGCCCUGUUGAUCAGGUGAAUUUGAUGGACAUUUAAAGACUAUUUUUGACACAAACAACAUUGAUGCUGGGUUCUUAGAACUUCCUCAUUGGGAUCGGACUUAAACAUGGAAAUGAAGGCUUAGCCGCUGUUGUUGAAAAAUCCUUUUUCAUUUUUGUCACGGACACGCCUACCUUCAGCAGUUGACUUAUUGAGCAAUUAGGAAUUAUUUAAUUUACAAAGAAAUUUAUUUUUCUAAUAGAUGUCAAAUAUGUUUCUAUGCAAAUUUAAAAGCGUGUCGUCUGAAUUGCUUGAAUUUUGGUCGAUUUUUAGUUUACGAGCUGAUGACAUUUCCCCCGCUGGCGUGUUGUACGACUUUGAAGCAGCAAAGCUCAGCGACGUUUGCCAUGUGCAGCAGUGAUGAAGCUCAUUUCCAUAAGUCUCAUUCCUAACCACCGGGACUAUCCAGCUUUGCGAGCGGAACGAGGCGCAUUUGCAUCAUUCUAGUGCAACUCGGCACGGCACUGGGAAGCGACUCCUGCCUGCAGAACUUUGGGAAGAACUUAGGUCUGGAAGCUUCCAGUCGCCCGCAAGAACCGCUCCAAGGAUGGAGUCGGAGACGCGGUGCUAAAAGUGUGAAGAUGAUGGACUUCAGCGCGGGCUGGCACCGGUCCAGUUGCGAGCUAGAUAUGUAUAUGACGUUGCAAUUAUUAGUGAAUAAACAAUUGAAUGAUGUCA